Caenorhabditis remanei is the source of this 441-nucleotide messenger RNA. RefSeq lists its product as uncharacterized. The record is from RefSeq and is a predicted model, not a curated record. The transcript has 2 exons. The coding region runs from base 1 to 441 and encodes 146 amino acids. Lineage: Eukaryota; Metazoa; Nematoda; Chromadorea; Rhabditida; Rhabditidae.
AUGCUUCAAGAGCAUGGCUCAGCUGGAGAAAGAGGGAAUUGCAGAGACGAGGGCUCAGCCAAAGUGAUGCCAGCAAUGAGUUCAUCCGGUGUCUAUGCUCAGAAGAAGAGGAUGCCGAAACAUCACGUGGCUGUAGCAAUCAGUAUGAAUCCAGAAGACACUUCUGCUCGGCCACGAGGAUUGACCAUCUAUCCGAAAAAUCCAUCCAGAGGAAAGCCGCAACAGGCGAUUUCAAUCUACUCGGACUUGUGCGACACAAUGGGUUACCCUCUCCUGUUUCCUGAUGCACAAGGUGGAUAUGCUCUUCAUAAGUACCCAAGACGGACUGCAAAAGAUCCAAAGCCGUCGUACGAGCAGAACAUCAGAAACCACAUCGAAGAAUUGUUGAGCAACGAAGAGAACCCUGAGGACUACUACAAACUUGGGACCAGAGUUCAAUGA